Oncorhynchus mykiss (rainbow trout) is the source of this 2629-nucleotide messenger RNA. Its product is annotated as sodium/hydrogen exchanger 3-like. Gene Ontology annotation, biological process: proton transmembrane transport; sodium ion import across plasma membrane; potassium ion transmembrane transport. Lineage: Eukaryota; Metazoa; Chordata; Actinopteri; Salmoniformes; Salmonidae. Gene Ontology annotation, cellular component: brush border membrane; apical plasma membrane; plasma membrane. The record is from RefSeq and is a predicted model, not a curated record. Gene Ontology annotation, molecular function: potassium:proton antiporter activity; sodium:proton antiporter activity.
AAAAGGUGUACUCUAGCCUGAGCGAGGACAGAGAGGAGCAAAAAUACUUAGGGCCAGCACUGAAAAUCCAGAGACGGUGAGAGAGGACAGAGAGGGAGGGAAUGAGAGACAGACACCAAGAUUGAUCAAAGAGCAAAAGAUUUGAAAAGCAUCCAGCUCCAAGAUGCCAGCUCUAUGGCACUCCACGUUCUUCCUGGUGAUUGUGCUGCUUGCCAUCAGUAGGCCCAGCCUGGCAUCUCAGGCAGGUAAUGAUGACCUUCAGAUGGGCACAGAGCACAGGACUGACAAGGGCACAGAAAAUGAAACAACGAACCUUAUCACCACCCUGCCCAUCGUCACCUGGAACUGGCAUGAAAUUCAAUUCCCGUACCUGAUAGUAGUCUGGAUCCUGGUCAGCUGGCUCUGCAAACUCGUGUUCCAGCUGAUCCCCAGCCUGACCAGUGUGAUCCCGGAGAGCGGCCUCCUCAUUUGCAUCGGUUGGGGCCUGGGCGGCAUCAUCUACGGGGCAGACAAGGUGCAGUCCUUCAGGCUGCAGCCCUUCAUCUUCUUCUUCUACCUGCUGCCCCAGAUCGUCCUGGACUCGGGCUACUCCAUGCCCAACAAGCUGUUUUUCAGCAACUUGGGCUCCAUCCUGGUUUACGCAGUUAUUGGCACCUGCUGGAACGCUGCCACUUUGGGACUUGCCCUUUGGGGUUGCUGGUUGGGCGGGGCCAUGGGUGAUAUCGACACUGGUCUUCUGCAGUUGCUGUUGUUUGGGAGUCUGAUUGCUGCUGUGGACCCCGUGGCUGUGAUUGCUGUGUUUGAGGAGGUCCAUGUCAACGAGGUCCUGUACAUCCUGGUGUUUGGGGAGUCCCUUCUCAACGACGGCGUCACAGUGGUGCUGUUCAAUGUGUUUAAUGCAUUUGUGUCGCUUGGAGGGGCAAAAAUCGACGCUGUAGAGAUCAUCAAAGGCAUAAUCUCGUUCUUCGUGGUGGCGGUUGGAGGCUCCCUGGUUGGUGUCGUCUUUGCUCUGCUGAUCUCGCUCCUAACCAGAUGCACCAAGAACAUCCAGAUCAUCGAGCCAGGCUUCAUCUUCAUCCUGGGCUACCUCUCUUACCUCACAGCCGAGAUGCUCUCGCUAUCUCCUAUCCUGUCGUGUACGUUCUAUGGCGUCUGCUGUCAGAAGUAUAUCAAUGCCAACAUGGAUGAGAGGUCAGUCAGCACGGUACGAUACGCAAUGAAGGUGUUCGCAAAUGGCUCAGAGACCAUCAUCUUCGUCUUCCUCGGCAUCACGGCCAUAGAUCCGUCUAUAUGGGUGUGGAACACAGCCUUUAUCUUCCUCACACUCCUCUUCAUCUUUGUGUUCAGGUUAAUAGGGGUCUUUUUUCUCACCUGGAUUCUCAACCAAUACCGACUGGUUCCCUUGGAGUUUAUUGAUCAGGUAGUGAUGGGCUAUGGUGGCCUACGAGGGGCAGUAGCCUAUGGCCUGGUGGUCUCGCUGGAUGAGAAAAAGUACAAGGAGAAGAACAUGAUGAUCAGCACCACCCUCCUAGUGGUGUACUUCACUGUCAUGCUGCAGGGAAUAACCAUGAAACCACUGGUCAACUGGCUAAAAGUGAAGAGAGCUGCAGUGACAGAACGCACACUAGCUGAAAAAAUACAGAAUAGGACCUUUGACCACAUUCUUGUCGCCAUAGAGGAUAUUUCUGGACAAAUAGGACAUAAUUACAUGAGGGACAAGUGGAAUAACUUUGAGGAGAGGUGGUUGUACUGGCUCUUGAUGACGCCCUCUGCCAAGAAGUCUUGUGACCACAUAUUCAACAUCUUCCACAGACUCAACCUCAAGGAUGCCAUGAGCUAUGUGAAAGAGGGUGAACGCAGAGGCUCAUUGGCGUUCAUUCGGAAAGAAACCAAGAUUGAUGUGGAUUUCUAUAAGAAGUUUGGUGCCAACUUCUCAGAGAUGAUGCCUUACAUCAUGACAGAAAAUAUGGGAUCGGAUCAUGUUCCAGUCUCCUCCAUCUUAUGGAACAGUGUGCCCUCUGUCUGCCUGGACAUGCAUGAGCAGGACCUGACGAUGAGGGAGUCAGAGGACUUUAAUGCACACCAUCUACUGCAGCAGCACUUGUACAGAGGCAAGAAACAGCACAGACACAGGUGCAGUCGGAAGCACCUCGAAGUCAACAAGGACAAGAAUGAGGUGCAAGAGAUCUUCCAGAGAACCAUGAGGAGCCGUCUAGAGUCCUUCAAGUCAGCCAAAACAGGUGUCACUCCACCCAAGAAGAUAACCAAUCAUCUAAAGAAAGACCAGCCACAAAAGAUGCCACAUGGAAAAUCCACGGAUAACAGUAAAAGCCAUGCUUAUGGGGAUGAAGAUUUUGAGUUUUCUGAGGGAGACAGUACCUCUAGUUGCAAGGCUGCUGACGGUUCAUUCCCCAUGAGAGCCUGUAGAGGUGCUGGAAUCCUGAACCCAGCCUUCAAUGCAGAGAUGGACCCCAUGCCACCAAUGCAGCAGAUUCCGCCAUUGGCUGAAACCAAUGGCAGAUUGGCUGAAACCGAGGUGGACAGCAGCGCCGUGGUCCCUUCUCAGAGGGCUCAGCUGAGACUGCCCUGGACACCUAGAGUUAGAAGUUCAUCUAGGGGUCAUGAUUGA